AAUUAUGUGUUAUUGAUAUUUUAAAAUGUACAUACGUAAUUAUGGAGCAUACUCCAGCACCAUAUGGACCCAGAGCUGUGUAUGGGUAUGCCAUGUAUAUAGGCUCAAACAUGCUCUUUCUGUUGUAUGUGAUUUGGGCAUUAGUGCCAGAUGAGGUAUUGCAUGAUUAUUUGGGUGUGACAUACUUGCCAUCUAAAUACUGGGCAGUAGCGAUUCCCAUAUGGGCAUUAACUGCCUUAGCUACUUUUGCGUUUCUCAUUUACCCAGCUAUCAACAUGUCAAUAACUCCGGAUAUCGACGAUCUUAAAACUAUCACAGACAAACACGCUCUGCACAGGACGGAGACAACUCCUGGUGGAAUACCGCCAGUAUCCGACAUACCUAUAACUGAGGUUUGCAGGACGCUAUAUUUGAGGAACAAUAAAUCAUGAUUAUCUUUUGAAAUAA
This is a messenger RNA of Odontomachus brunneus, 447 nucleotides long. RefSeq names its product phosphatidylinositol N-acetylglucosaminyltransferase subunit P (gene PIG-P). The transcript has a single exon. NCBI's taxonomy places the organism in Eukaryota, Metazoa, Arthropoda, Insecta, Hymenoptera, Formicidae. The record is from RefSeq and is a predicted model, not a curated record. The coding region runs from base 42 to 431 and encodes 129 amino acids. Gene Ontology annotation, molecular function: phosphatidylinositol N-acetylglucosaminyltransferase activity. Gene Ontology annotation, biological process: GPI anchor biosynthetic process.